CCGUUAACGGUGUGAGGUUAUCGAUUGCAUGAAUUGGUCGCGACUCGUCAGUAAAGUGAUACACCUCAGAGUGUAAAGAUUCAAGAGAUUUCGUUUACGCUUAUGACGAUGUUGGAUCUGUUACCAACUUUACUAUCGAUAGCAAGUUUAGCCCAGGGAUCAGAUUUUUUAGAUAAUCCACCCGUAAAUUACACUACAGGAAAGAGUUUUGAAGAUUGUGAGCUACGCUUCCCAGCUACAAAGGUAGAUGAAUCCAGUCAUAUUGAAUCGUACGGUGGGGAACGAGCCUAUAAAGGAGAGUUUCAACACAUGGCCGCGAUCGGUUGGACCAGAUCAGGAGCAACAAUCGAUUACCUUUGCGGGGGCAGUUUAAUAACUUGGAGAUUCGUUUUAACAGCUUCUCAUUGUUCAGUUGACUCAAACAACCUUCCACCGGAUACCGUACGAUUGGGAGACACAGAUCUCGCUAGCACGGAUGAUGACGAAUCGGCACAACAAAUUCCGAUCGCACGCUUCAUCAAACAUCCACAGUAUCGAGAGUCAAGAAAGUACUACGAUAUUGCAGUUGUAGAACUCGAGAAAAACGUUAUACCAAACAGCGCAAUUUGUGUAGCGUGCGUAUGGCGUGAACUGGAAGCUCCGGGAGAUUUGUUGGACGCGGUGGGAUUUGGUGCUCUUGGGUUUGGAGAAAAGUUAAGCCCAACCCUGCAAAAGGUAAAAUUACAGGCCCUAGACGCGUCGAUAUGUGCUGACCGUUUACCAACGAAUCGACGUCAAAUGCCGGAAGGCUUGCGUGACGAUCAGUUGUGUGCGCAUAGUGAAACCAUGGACACAUGUGAAGGCGACUCGGGUGGCCCACUACAAACGGAUCGACACGAUUUGUUCGGCAACACCUUCCCCCUUGUGGUAGGUGUGGUAUCGUUUGGAACUCCUUGCACUGAUGGGUCGACAGGAGUGUACACAAGGGUUAGCUCGUACCUAGAUUGGAUCGAGAAGGAAGUAAAUCAGUCGCUUAGCUACGAGGUUUGUACUGGAGUGAACGUUUGCGAUCGUAAACUCAACCCUUCCAUAGCUGCUACGAUUGAGCCGAAAUGGACAAACAGUCGCGUUGGACUGUUGUGGAAGGAAACCCAAACGGACAUCUAUCAGUGCGGUGGAUCCCUGAUCGAUUAUCAGUUUGUUAUUACGUCGGCAGACUGUGUAACUUCCAGCAAAGGACCUCCAACAUACGUAGCCUCUAGCUCUAACAGUGAUCGUGCUGCUAUAGAAGAAGUGUUUGUUCAUCCACGGUUCACAAAGGGACAACCUUACUUCGAUAUCGCCAUUAUAAAGCUACGAAAGUAUGCUAAUUUAGAUGAAAUGUAUCCGGCUUGUUUAUGGUCAGACGAGAGGCAUGAUGAUUGGAGACAAUUCAAUCUUCUGGCAGGAGCAUCGGUACCGCAAUUGCGAAGCUACGUGGAAGAAUUCAAUAUCAGCGUGAAAAGUUCUGUACAGUACUACGUUCAUGGUAAAGACUGCAGUGUAGGGGAAAAUGUUGCUCACAACGAUUUGAAAUGCAUCAGUAACGAUCCGACACUGGUGCCAGGAUUGUGCCAGGUUGACUAUGGAGGUCCAGUAAUGACGAAAUACUACGAUGAACAGUUCAAGGUACAUGGUAUUGUUUCCCGUUUAACGAAGGGCUGCGGAAGCAAUGUGAUCUUCACCAGAUUGGCACCUCAUAGACAAUGGUUGGAAUCGAUCAUCUUUAAACAGUUGAAUGAGAGGCUUGUAUUUAGCGAUAAGUGAAGGUAAAACAAUCGUAAUAAAAUAGCAAAUAGUUAAGUUC
Messenger RNA from Anopheles coluzzii, 1825 nucleotides. Its product is annotated as serine protease 53-like. Gene Ontology annotation, biological process: proteolysis. Bases 103 to 1785 code for a protein of 560 amino acids. Gene Ontology annotation, molecular function: serine-type endopeptidase activity. NCBI's taxonomy places the organism in Eukaryota, Metazoa, Arthropoda, Insecta, Diptera, Culicidae. The record is from RefSeq and is a predicted model, not a curated record. The transcript is spliced from 5 exons.